GAGAUAUUUUCACUUCCGGAUCAGAGGCGCUUCCUUUCCUGUCGGCCAUUUGUCGUAUACGAUUAGUAGGCGACCGCUUGUACAACCUUAUAAACAUGCAGAACGACGCUGGUGAAUUUGUGGACCUCUACGUCCCCCGUAAAUGCUCUGCUAGCAACAGAAUCAUUGGAGCCAAGGAUCAUGCUUCCAUUCAGAUCAACAUUGCUGAGGUUGACAAGGUGACCGGUCGCUUCAAUGGUCAGUUCAAGACCUACGCUAUCUGUGGAGCCAUCCGCAGAAUGGGUGAGUCUGACGACUCUAUCCUGAGGCUGGCAAAGAAUGACACCGUUGUUGCAAAGAACAUCUGAGUGUGAUGCUGAAACUGUGGAGACUUUGUAAAAUAAAAUGGAGACAAAAAAAACA
Molecule: messenger RNA, 402 nt
Organism: Micropterus salmoides (largemouth bass)
Lineage: Eukaryota; Metazoa; Chordata; Actinopteri; Centrarchiformes; Centrarchidae
Gene: rps21
Product: ribosomal protein S21
Exons: 6
Coding region: 96-347 (83 amino acids)
Biological process (GO): endonucleolytic cleavage to generate mature 3'-end of SSU-rRNA from (SSU-rRNA, 5.8S rRNA, LSU-rRNA); endonucleolytic cleavage in ITS1 to separate SSU-rRNA from 5.8S rRNA and LSU-rRNA from tricistronic rRNA transcript (SSU-rRNA, 5.8S rRNA, LSU-rRNA); translation
Cellular component (GO): ribosome; cytosolic small ribosomal subunit
Molecular function (GO): structural constituent of ribosome
Source: RefSeq, a predicted model, not a curated record